CCGGAUUCCUCCCGGCGUGCUGCGGAGGAACGGCUGUUAGCUAGUGGUGGCUUCAAGGUCCCCGGCUGGUCGGGGCUCCAGUGCUCUGCUUCUCCCCUCUGAGCUGCUGCCUGGCCUGGUACAGAGGAAGUCAUGGCGCUCCGGAUCACCAGGAACACGAAAAUUAAUGCUGAAAAUAAGGCGAAGAUCAGUAUGGCAGGCGCAAAGCGCGUGCCUGUGGCCUCUGCUGCAACCUCUAAGCCCGGACUGAGGCCAAGAACUGCUCUUGGAGACAUCGGUAACAAAGUCAGUGAACAGCCACAGGCCAAACUGCCUCUGAAAAAGGAAGCAAAAACUUUAGCUGCUGGAAAAGUUGUUGCUAAAAAACUACCGAAACCUCUGGAAAAGGCUCCUGUACCUGUAUUAGAGCCCCAGCCAGAGAGGGAGCCCGAGCCUGAACUGGAGCCUGAACCAGAACCUGAGCCUGUUAAAGGAGAGAAACUUUCCCCUGAACCUAUUUUGGUUGAUACUCCCUCUCCAAGCCCCAUGGAAACAUCUGGCUGUGCCCCUGCAGAAGAAUAUUUGUGUCAGGCUUUCUCUGAUGUAAUUCUUGCAGUGAAUGAUGUGGAUGCAGAAGAUGGAGGGGAUCCAAACCUUUGUAGUGAAUAUGUGAAAGAUAUCUAUGAUUAUCUGAGACAACUUGAGGAAGAACAAGCAGUUAGACCAAAAUACCUACUGGGUCGUGAAGUCACUGGAAACAUGAGAGCCAUCCUAAUUGACUGGCUAGUGCAGGUUCAGAUGAAAUUCAGGUUACUACAGGAGACCAUGUACAUGACAGUUUCCAUUAUUGAUCGGUUCAUGCAGGAUAAUUGUGUGCCCAAGAAGAUGCUCCAACUGGUUGGUGUCACUGCCAUGUUUAUUGCCAGCAAAUAUGAAGAAAUGUACCCUCCAGAAAUUGGUGACUUUGCCUUUGUGACUGACAAUACUUACACUAAGUACCAAAUCAGGCAGAUGGAAAUGAAGAUUCUAAGAGCAUUAAAUUUUUGUCUGGGUCGCCCUCUACCCCUGCAUUUUCUUCGGAGAGCAUCCAAGAUUGGAGAGGUUGAUGUUGAGUUACAUACUUUGGCCAAAUAUCUGAUGGAGCUAACUAUGUUGGACUACGAUAUGGUGCACUUUCCUCCUUCUCAGAUCGCAGCAGGAGCUUUUUGCCUAUCCCUGAAGAUUCUUGAUAAUGGUGAAUGGACACCAACUCUACAGCAUUACCUGUCAUACACUGAAGAAUCCCUUCUUGUGGUUAUGCAACACUUGGCUAAGAAUAUCGUCGUGGUGAAUCGAGGGCUUACAAAGCACAUGACUAUCAAGAACAAGUAUGCCACAUCUAAGCAUGCUAAGAUCAGCACUCUAGCCCAGCUGAAUUCAGCACUAGUUCAAGAUUUAGCCAAGGCUGUGGCAAAGGUGUAACUUGUGAACUUCGGAAUACUAUAAUAUCUACAAAUAAAAUUGGCACCAUGUGCCAUCUGUACAUAUUAUAUGUUACACUUAUUUACUUUUAAUAAAGUUUGUAGUCCUUUUUACUUCUUAACUCAUUUGAAUGUGGCUAUUUCCCACUUGAGGAUAACUUAAAAGUUGUCUUAAAGGUACAGUGGAGAAUGUUUUUUAAAAAAUGAAAACUGUUUUCAGUUACCUGGGAACCCAACUAAUAUAUACAAUUGGCUCUUCUUGUUUUAUGUACUUGGCAUAACUUAAUUAAUAUGAGUUCAUAUAGUCUUGAAGCCAUUUAAUAUCUUUAUAUGUUACACUGUAUGUAAGCUCAGUCAUCUUGAGAGAAUCUGCUACCUAGUUCUACACAAGGAAGAGUCUACCGUCUCAAUCCUAGUCCCCUUGUUUUAUAUUUCCUCUGGUGGCUGCAGUCAUAAUCCUAAAUAAUCUACUUGUACCACUUUCUUAAAUUAUCAACUUUAGUAUCAACUUUUUCACUUGGAAAAAUGAGAAUUUUAAUUUAUAUUCAAAACCUAAUUUACUUUUUGUUUAUUGGUUAAGAAAAAUAAAACAAUCCUUAGAACAAA
Sus scrofa (pig) is the source of this 2045-nucleotide messenger RNA. It is a transcript of the gene CCNB1, whose product is annotated as cyclin B1. Gene Ontology annotation, biological process: mitotic cell cycle phase transition. Gene Ontology annotation, molecular function: cyclin-dependent protein serine/threonine kinase regulator activity. Lineage: Eukaryota; Metazoa; Chordata; Mammalia; Artiodactyla; Suidae. The record is from RefSeq and is marked provisional.